ACUGACACACACACACACACACUCUCUCUCUCUCUCUCUCUGUGUUUGUCACAUUCUCUUUUUCCCGCGUCACUCCUUUGGAAUCCGAUGACGUCACCGAGGCUGCGGACGGAGCGAGAAACUUGAGGAACUUUUUUUUUCCCUGGAAAAAAAAACCGGGAAACCGAGAUAAACCGGGAGCAGGACCGAGUGUGUGAGGGACACCGAGAGAGAGAGAGAGAGAGAGCGACCGCGAGCCGGAGCGCGAGACCGGGACCGGGCGGCGGCAGGACUUGGUGAUGUCUGGCCCAACUUGGCUUCCUCCAAAGUGUAGCAGUAAUCUUCCUGAAAGCAGUCCCGCCCCGGUGCUGGGCACUCCCUCCGUCUCCGCAUCGACCAUUUACCGGGAGCAGCAGAGACUUGAACCCACCAGCAGUGCACUCAAAUCCAAGCAGAACCUGUACGUGCGAAAUGGCAAUCUGAAUGCAGGAGGGCCAGUACAAUACACAGCGCCGCUACCAGGACUUGAAUCGCAGACGUCUGCUGAAGGCUCUGGCUCGUUCCAGCCCUUGUCGACCAUGUCCGCUGAGCAUCGCUACCCCUCGGGGUCAGGCGCCAGGGAGGAGAGGAGUCCCAUGUCCUGGAGCCAGGCACAGCCACAGGUACCCCACGAGAUGCAGACAAGGCCCGUGGAGAAGCCUGUGAAUCGCCCCUCGAGUAUCGACGCUGAGAUUGACUCAUUGACCAGCAUGUUGGCUGAUAUGGAGAAUAACUCGCCGUUCCAACCCCGGCCAAGGCAGAAUUACGACAGCAGCGUUGCUCCAGGCAUGACUCCCUAUCCUUCCCAACCGGCCAACAUUCCACCCAAACAACUGCCCGCGUACAAACCCAUGGCUGAGCCGCCUGUUAGCAUGGCAGCCAAGGCGCCAGGGCAGCCUGAAGCCUUCUCCAGCUCCAGGCCAGUUGCCUACGGCAGCGCCUCCCACCCUCCAGCCUACAGCACCUCGGCGCACCCUGGGUUCUACAACACCGCCUCCGCGCCCCAGGCUGCGGCCUACACUCCGGCCUCCGCCCCCAGGCCGUACCCUCAGCCCGUGGCAGCUUCCUACACGACGGCCUCGACGUCCACGGGCCCCACCUUCAACGUGCAGGUCAAAGUGGCUCAGCCGGUGCCCAGUUACACGCAGCCUGGUCGCCAGGCUGAGCAAGCCUAUGGGCCCCCCCCACCACGACAGGUCUCCCCACCCUACUUCCAACAGCACCCCGAGCCGGCCUACCGAGCCCCCCAGCACAGGUACCCUGAGCUGUCGUAUGCUUCAGUCCCCGAGCCCCCGCAAGCCUCUCCCAACUGGUAUCCGCCCGCCCACUUUGGGGGAUCCCCCAGCCUCCCAGACACGUCCUACGGGCCAGAGGGAAUGUACGGGAACGCCAGGAAACCAGAGCACUCCCUCUACGGAGGAGGCUCCAAGUUGGCAGGCCAGCCAUACCAGCCGCCAGCCAAUAAGAAGGGCAGUUACAGUGAGGAGCUGCCCCCUCCGCCCCCACCACCUCCGCCAACCACCACCAGUCACCACCUGAAGGCACCUUGCCGACCUCCUGCAGGGGGUCAGGCACAAGUCAGCCGGCCAGAGGAAGAGCUCGAUCAGAUCACCAAGAAACUGGUCCAUGACAUGAACAAUCCACCAACUGAGGAGUACUUUGGGCGCUGUGCUCGCUGUGGGGAGAACGUGGUAGGAGACGGUACCGGCUGCAUUGCCAUGGACCAAGUCUUCCAUGUCGAGUGUUUUACCUGCUUGACCUGCUGCUGCCGGCUGAGGGGCCAGCCCUUCUAUGCUAUCGACAAGAAAUCUUACUGCGAGUCCUGUUACAUCAACACUCUGGAACAGUGUUCGGUUUGCUCCAAAGCCAUCAUGGACAGGAUCCUGCGAGCCAUGGGCCGUGCCUAUCACCCCCAGUGCUUCACCUGUGUCGUUUGUCACCGGUGUCUGGAUGGGAUCCCAUUCACUGUGGAUGCUACCAGCCAGAUCCACUGCAUUGAGGACUUCCACAUGAAGUUUGCCCCUCGCUGCUCUGUUUGUGCCAAGCCCAUCAUGCCUGAAGCAGGCCAGGAGGAGACAGUGAGGAUUGUGGCUCUUGAUCGCAGCUUCCAUGUGAACUGUUACAAGUGUGAGGAUUGUGGAUUUAUCCUGUCGUCGGAGGGCGAGGGCUGUGGCUGCUAUCCACUGGAUGGUCACAUCUUGUGCAAGACCUGCAGCUCACGGCGCAUUCAGGAUCUCUCUGCGAAAAUUACCACCGACUGUUGACAGCCCUGCUCGCUGUCCUCGCCUCUCCCGCCAGCAUCUGCGGGAUCGAAAGGCGUAUCAAGAGAGAAAUAUGGAGGCUGAGCAAGAGACAGUCUGUGCGUGUGUGAGAGAGAGAGAGAGCGCCUGAGUGUAUGUAAGAGAGAGAGAGUCUGAGAGCCUGUGCGUGUGUGAGAGAGAG
Molecule: messenger RNA, 2460 nt
Organism: Rhincodon typus (whale shark)
Lineage: Eukaryota; Metazoa; Chordata; Chondrichthyes; Orectolobiformes; Rhincodontidae
Product: lipoma-preferred partner homolog
Exons: 10
Coding region: 279-2282 (667 amino acids)
Biological process (GO): cell-cell adhesion
Cellular component (GO): focal adhesion; stress fiber
Source: RefSeq, a predicted model, not a curated record